Molecule: messenger RNA, 1524 nt
Organism: Macrobrachium nipponense
Lineage: Eukaryota; Metazoa; Arthropoda; Malacostraca; Decapoda; Palaemonidae
Exons: 3
Coding region: 514-1440 (308 amino acids)
Biological process (GO): regulation of transcription by RNA polymerase II; sex differentiation
Cellular component (GO): nucleus
Molecular function (GO): RNA polymerase II cis-regulatory region sequence-specific DNA binding; DNA-binding transcription factor activity, RNA polymerase II-specific
Source: RefSeq, a predicted model, not a curated record
AAUGUAUCACUGCUGCUGUAUGUAGCAAGGGCGGUGGAGCUCCUCUGCAGUCUCUCGCCUGUCUAACCUGUGUCACUGAAAUCGUGUUUCAAGAGUUUGACGAAGAGUAUAAGAUUUCUUGUGAGAACCAAAAGGUACUACUCCGUGUGCCUCUACUGGUGGUCAUCAGUAGGUUCUUCGAAGUCAUGAUAAACUCGCGUUAUCAAGGCAUCGCAAGGAUUAUUUAUCUAUCUAAUAAUAACACAGAGAGACUAGCGUAAGAAUAAUACUUAAAAGUCUUGAAAAUUCACCGACGACACUUGUCCGCAAGGUCUAUAUCGUGAAGUGUUUCGGAACUUGGAAGUGUGACCAUCCAGCAAAAUAUCGAUUUUGACGAGAGCCGAAAUGACUUUGGGGGCGGUCUACUGUCACCCUAGAAAAGAAGAGUAGACAGAUUGGCGGGCGGUGUGCACGUGUUGACCCAGCACGUGCUUUACGAGACUACGCUAUUGUCGCAUCUCUGCGAUACAUACAAUGGCAAUGGCCCCUAAGAAGAAAUUCGACUUUUUCAAUGGAGGUCGGGGGAUUAACCUGGACAUAUAUAUGGAAGAUACUAAAUCUCCCCCAACGCCUCCCCCUCAGCAACUCCAAGAAAAAGAAGAGGCCACUCAUGACCCUUAUAUCCAUGGCGAGUGGGGGCGUUAUCCCACCGGGGGACCCCUAGCUUGUGGUCGCGCUAGCAGCAGUCCUUCUCUACAGCAGGGGACACAUCCUCACCCCGAAUAUCUGGCCGAUUAUCCCGAGGCCUCACUCUCUGGGAAUCAGAGCCCAACAGGUUACAGUGACCACAGCCAGGGUGGGUACCAUAGCCCCAAUGGGUAUGCUCCUCCUAGUCCACUGGGCAUGAAUACCUUGAGUGCUCCUGCAACUCAUGAUUCAAACCUGUCUCAGGAUUCAGUCGCGUGGGGAAGUAUCAAUGAGGAUGAUGACUCCAGGAGAAAAAAGAAAAGACAUCAGAGGUGCCGACUUUGCGCUAACCAUGGUGUCUACGUGGAGGUGAAGGGGCACAAAUGGUACUGCCCCUACAGGGAUGCCCACAACUGCGACAAGUGUGAAAUCACGAGGAAGCGUCAAUAUUAUAUGGCCGAGCAGCAGAAGCUCACCAGGGAGCAACAACAACAGCUGCAGGCGCAGCACAACAGGUCCAACAACAACCGAAGUCUGUGCAGCAGCAGCAGCAACAGCAGCAGCUGCAGCAGCGCUUCCGGCAUCCCCGAAGUUUCAUCGUCGUCGUCGUCCUCGUCGUCGUCGACGGCCUCUGGCCACAGCCUUCUGUCGCAUCAGACGCAUCCCAGGGAUUUCCCCAGAUUAGACGAACUCGUGCGCGAGACCGCUAAUAUCAUUAACGAGGAUCUCUUUGAAAUGAUCAACCAGGUUGUCAGACCGAGAGCGAAGCAAUGACAGCGCAACGAGGUAGAUUUAACGUAUUAACAAAUUCUUAUUCCGUUUUCACCAUGAUUUACGUAUUUCUUGAAAUGUGUAAUC